Molecule: messenger RNA, 1065 nt
Organism: Peromyscus leucopus (white-footed mouse)
Lineage: Eukaryota; Metazoa; Chordata; Mammalia; Rodentia; Cricetidae
Product: olfactory receptor 51F1-like
Exons: 2
Coding region: 106-1065 (319 amino acids)
Biological process (GO): G protein-coupled receptor signaling pathway
Cellular component (GO): membrane
Molecular function (GO): olfactory receptor activity; G protein-coupled receptor activity
Source: RefSeq, a predicted model, not a curated record
AAGAAGUCCAUAGGUCCAGCAUGAUAGCCUGUUCUAUGUCUGAUAGCAAAGACAUAGAAAGUUCCUGUUUCCACACGACCCUGGAUGCCAGCGUUGUAAAGGCAAAUGCUACAAAUGCAGGACAACACGGAAUUCCUGAGCAACUUCACAUCGAAUUAUCCAACCUUCUUGUUGACUGGUAUCCCAGGUCUAGAGUCUGCUCAUGCCUGGAUCUCCAUCCCCUUCUGUUGUCUUUAUGCCACUGCCCUCUCUGGAAACAGCAUGAUCCUCUUUAUCAUUGUGACUCAGCAUAGUCUGCAUGAACCUAUGUAUUAUUUUCUCUCCAUGCUCUCAGCAACUGACCUGGUUUUGACUGUUUCUACAAUGACAACCACCUUGAGGAUCCUGUGGUUUCAUGCAAAUGAAAUCAGUCUAGAUUUGUGCAUUGUUCAGAUGUUUUUUCUUCAUGGGUUCACUUGUAUAGAAUCUGGGGUGCUAGUGGCUAUGGCUUUUGACCGUUAUGUAGCAAUUUGUAAUCCUCUUAGAUACACCACAAUUCUUACUAAUUCUAGAAUCAUUCAGAUGGGUUUCCUAGUGAUUAUGCGCACUAUAGUAUUAAUAAUUCCCCUACUUUUGCUCCUUAAGCCUGUUUCUUUCUGUAAAGUGAAUACCCUCUCCCAUUCCUACUGUUAUUAUCCAGAUGUGUUUAAGUUAGCAUGUUCAGACAUUCGGGCCAACAGCAUAGGUGGAUUAGUUGGUCUCAUUCUGACCACAGGGGUAGACACUCCAUGCAUUGUCUUGUCUUAUGUAUUGAUCAUUCGCUCUGUCCUCACUAUUGCCUCCUCUGUAGAACGGUACAAAGUCUUCAGCACCUGUGUGUCCCACAUUGGAGCAGUUGCGAUUUUCUACAUCCCUAUGUUUAGCUUGUCCCUAGUGCAUCGCUAUGGUCGGUCAGCCCCCAAAGUAGUCCAUUCAAUGAUGGCCAACGUUUACCUUCUUUUACCCCCUGUGCUCAACCCAAUCAUCUAUAGUGUAAAAACUAAACAAAUCAGAAAGGCUAUCCUUAGUUUGCUCCUUGCAAAAUAA